Trifolium pratense (red clover) is the source of this 3461-nucleotide messenger RNA. RefSeq lists its product as uncharacterized. The record is from RefSeq and is a predicted model, not a curated record. Lineage: Eukaryota; Viridiplantae; Streptophyta; Magnoliopsida; Fabales; Fabaceae. The coding region runs from base 631 to 3036 and encodes 801 amino acids. The transcript is spliced from 11 exons. Gene Ontology annotation, molecular function: protein binding.
UGCUCACACCAACGCUGGUCGCAGAGUCAAACUUGAUCUUUUUGCGGAACCCUCCGGAGAAUUGGGUGGCUCAACUAUACAUGGUGAUGCUGGAGGAGAUACUGAUUCACAACAGCAUGAUGGUUUAGCCAAUUCACCCUCUUCUUCAGGUGGGUUCUGUCAGUUUUCUUCAAAAGGACUAUAUUUAGAGGACAUGAGUGAUCAACAUUAAAUUGGUGGAAAUAUGGAAUAUAUAUACGAGACAUAUUUUGUUCUGUUGUUUGCCCCAAGAAACUGUUCUCAGAUUGUAGGGCUGCUGAGGUCUUGGGAACAUUCAUUUCUGAUGAGGUCGGCCCUGCCACAUUGAAAUAUGAAUGACUCCCAAUCAUUUUCCCUCCUUUUUGGCAGCUUCAAGGGAUUUCCGAGGUUCAGGCGGUAGAAAGUUUUAUUGGUCAACAAUCACAAAAUCCCCUCUUGUUACUUGGGCAAUAUAGUGAUGAUGAAGCGGAUGAGGGAUCAAGCAAAGGGCCUAAUGAUACAAAGGUGCAUAGCCAUGAAGAGGCUAACAGUGCACUUGGUGAAGGAUCUAAUGACCUGGAUAUCAGUGUCUCUGUAGAUUCUGUUGCUCAGAAUAAUGGACAUCAGGAUACAAUGCAAAAUAAAACCUCAAUGGAUGUUGAGUACAGUGAAAAAAAUGAAAGUGAUGUUGCUUUUGGUAACUUGCAAAAUGAAAUGGUUUCCAAAGAUCAAACAAAUGCUUUGGAAAAUUUUGAUGAACGAGAUGGAAAUGGUAUCAGUUCAGGAUGGAAGAUGGUGUUGCAUGAAGAAAGCCAACUUUAUUACUACUGGAAUGUUGAAACUGGGGAGACUUCAUGGGAAGUGCCGCAGGUUUUGGCUCAAGCUGAUCAUAUGACUAAUGACCCUUUACCUCUUGAUUCUGCUAAUGACAAAACAGAUAGUGCUACAGUUAUUGUGGAUAAUUCCAACAUGCUUUCAGCUGCGAUGCUUGGUGCCUCUGCUGCUUUCACAAUUAAUGGCACCGUGGAAUCCUUAGCGCCUUUGCAUAAAGAUUUGCAUGAUCACGACGGCCAAAUGAAUGGACAUAGUGUUGAAUGUACACAUGAAAAUCAGGGUUCUAAUGUUCAUGGAGAUGAUUUGAUAAAAAAUGACGACCUCACGAGUUUAUCUUAUGGCGGAGAUCAUUCAACAGUUUCCAAAUCCAGUGUUGAAAAACAGCAAGUGGAAAUUGAUUUUCCUUCUCAUCUUGUCCAACAGAGUGAGUGUUUGUUAGAGAAGCUGAAAUCGCUGAAAAAGUCAAAGGGAACGCUGCCUGGCCAGGAUUCUUUGUCAAAUUAUAUGUUAGAGAUUGAGAUUAGACUUUCUGAUUUCAAGUCACUUGCAUCCUAUGGAUCAUCUUUGCUUCCAUUUUGGGUGCACUCUGACCGGAAGAUUAAAGAACUUGAAAGUUUAAUCAAUGAUGAAUUGUUGCAAACUGAUAAAGCUGCACAUGAUGAAGUCGAGGAUAAACAUGUACCUGUCACUGCAGAAUUGACCGAGCAACAUAAUGGUGUGGGCCAGGAGUCUGAAGUAGACCACAACGAAAGCAAAGACAGUUUUCUUACUUCUGAAGUUUCUAAUGGAUAUCAGGCUGAUGCUUCAGCAGUAGCUUUAAAGGAUGUGAGGGAUAAAUUUUCCUCCGAUGCUCAGUACAUUCCAUUGUCUAUUCCGACUGCUAGUCAUAUGGAAACAAGUCUAGAAGUCAACACACAAAUUGAAGCAACUAUAAAUCCUGAGGAAUCAACACAUGAAGAUGUGUAUAAUGCUGGGGAAGAUGUCGAUAUGGAUGUUGACAUGGAAGUUGAAGAUACGAAUUCCUCAGAAAAUACUACUGUCAUUGAUGCAUCAGUUGCAAAUGAUUCUGUGCAAAUAGACCAAUCAUUUCAGCCAAAUCCACUUAUUGAAUAUCAUUCUUUGUUGCCCGAGGACACGUUUGUUGUGCCUCCUCCUCCUGAAGAUGAAUGGAUCCCUCCACCACCCCCAGAUAAUGAGCAAAUGCCUCCACCUCCGCCGCCUGGUGAUGAUCUGAUGCCUCCUCUUCCGCCUGGUGAUCCCCUAGCAACUUGCUAUCAUGUUAUCCCAUCAUACACAGAGACAGGCCAACCCCUUUCGUAUGCUCAAUAUAAUCCAUCUUAUCUUGGCGCUAGCUCUGAGUAUUAUGGUCAGACAGCUGCUGAAGUCCCACCCAGUAAUAUGUAUGGACAAAUUCCUAUGCCACCUACACACCUCUACUAUAGUGCAGUUCCUAACAUAUAUAGUGAAAGUUCUCAAGUUAUGAUCAAUCCGGCAGAUCCUGCUGCUUAUUAUGAGGCUCAAGAUGGAGCUGGUUUGAAACCCCCACCUGAUAUCAAUAUUGGUGAUUCUGGUGUUGGUGGGGAUGAUGACAAGGUCUCUAAUGAUAUUCCGUCCACAUCAACUUGCAUCCACGAUCCUGCAACUGUUUCAGCUGAUGCUAGUGUUUCAUUGCCACGAACUACUACUGAAGCUGGUGCAGACAAGAUCACCCCAUCAUUAGCUGCUAAAGCACAAACUAAAGUUGUCCGAACUAGAAAACGGGCAGUUGCAGUUGGGUCUUCAUUGAAGUCAAAUAAGAAGGUUUCAAGUUUGGUGGACAAGUGGAAGGCAGCCAAAGAGGAGUUACUUGAAGAGGAAGAACCUGAGAGUGUGUUUGAGGCCUUAGAAAGAAAGCGCCAAAGGGAAAUAGAGGAGUGGUGUGCAAAGCAAAUUGCAAGUGGAGAGGCUAAAGACAAUGCUAAUUUUCAACCUUUAGGCGGUGAUUGGCGAGAGAAGGUGAGACGCAAGAGGGCAAAAGCAGCAAAGGAAGCUGUUGGGAAAGUGGAAGUUGCAAUUGAGAACAGUAGCCAAAAGAAGCCAGAUAUUGUGGAACUUUCCAAGGGUCUCCAAACUAAUUGGCAGGCUUAUUGGGAUGAGGCCUCAAAGAAGGUUUAUUAUGGUAAUGUUAUCACAUCAGAGACGACAUGGACCCGGCCAAUGAGAUGAGCACUGAAAAUUUUAAACACUCACAUCUGAGAAGUCAUGGACCCGGCCAAUGAGAUGAGCAAUAUAUAUGUUAGGAAUGGCUAACUUGGGGUUUAAAUGUUUAGAAUAUUCUGUUUCUCUUUCUGAGUAUACUAUCUUCUGGUUUUAGAUGGUUUAAGGGUUUAUUAGAUAUCCAUAGUGCAUGAGUUGCACUUGCAUUUUUGGUUUGUUGUUACUGUGCUUUUUUUAGUAGCACCAGUGUGAGCAUUGUUAUUCUACGAAGGGAAUAAAACUGUAUUUAGUUCAUAGAAAUCAUUAACUAGUAAGCAUGGCACUUCAACACGCUUGCAAGUAAUUUGGAUAAAAAUUUGUGACAUUCAAGUAUGAUGCUUGGGAAUAAUACAGUCAAGAUCAAUGUCGAGAAUUACUAAAUUAUUUAACUUGUA